AUGGAUUCAGUCAUUAGUUAUGUACAACCUGAUUCAGAUUUUCAUGAUAAACUAUUAGAGGAUUAUAUUCAAAUAUAUGAAAAUAGAGAAGAAUAUAGAUAUAAUAAUGGAAUGGAUAAUGAUUUACUUGAACCAUGUGAUGUAGAGGAUAAUUUCUAUUAUGUUAAUUAUCCAGCAUGGUCAUCACAAGAUGUUUUGAUUGAUGAUGUGAUUGAUUUGUUAAAUGACGAUGAACCAUUUGUACUAUUCUUUAAAGAUGGCUUUGUAACUGAAGACUUGGUCGUCUUUCAUCAAGACAUGACACUCAGUUACGAAUCGAUCAUUGAUAAUUACAAAUUAUUGGAUUGUACGCCAAGAAUGUUCUUCAACUAUCAACACAGUUUCAAUAAUCUUCCAUCACAAACACAUCUCUUUAUGUUAUUGGCUAUUGUAGAAUCUAUCAAAGCACCAAAAAACGUAAAUGACAUUGAUACACUAAGAGAUCGACUAAACAAUGACAAUAUCGUAAACACUUGGGAGGCUGCCAUCAAUUUGUUACCUUGUACAAUGGUUGGUGCACAAAACCCAAGAAACAAAAGAAAAAUAUCAAAGAGAAGAGGUAUUCUUCAUUCUCUUGGAGAUUAA
This is a messenger RNA of Cavenderia fasciculata, 624 nucleotides long. RefSeq lists its product as uncharacterized. The transcript has 2 exons. The record is from RefSeq and is a predicted model, not a curated record. Lineage: Eukaryota; Evosea; Eumycetozoa; Acytosteliales; Cavenderiaceae. The coding region runs from base 1 to 624 and encodes 207 amino acids.